AUUUUGUGGUACCACUACAGCUGUUAUACACAGAAUAAGUGGUGUUCUACGCUUUGACCAACACGGCAACACUUUCGUGUACCAAUCAUAGAUUGUUCUGCGAGAUCUUUUGUUCUUGGCAGUUUGUUUCUCUUGAAAAUCCAAAACCUGAUGGCUUCCUGGGUUCAGCAACUCACUUCUAUUGACUGGAACCAUGAGUCCUACCCUGCCUUUCGUGAUUUCUCCGUUAUACCCUUCUUUGCUCUGUUCUUUCCCUUCUUCCGCUUCCUUCUCGACAGGUUCAUUUUCGAGAAAGUGGCCAGACGAUUGAUUUUUGGAAAGGAACACAAGUCACUGGAUUUUCAGACAUAUGAGAGAAAAAAGAAGAUUAGGAAAUUUAAGGAAUCAGCAUGGAAAUGCGUUUAUUUUCUAUCAGCAGAAAUUUUUGCUUUGGCUGUAACAUAUGACGAGCCAUGGUUUACUAAUACAAGAUAUUUUUGGGAGGGGCCAGGGAGUCAGAUAUGGCCAGAGCUAAAGAUUAAAUUGAAAUUGAAGGGGCUCUAUAUGUAUGCUGCUGGAUUUUAUUCAUACUCCAUACUUGCUUUAAUAUUUUGGGAGACGAGGCGCUCUGACUUUGUGGUUUCCAUGGGCCAUCAUGUUUCUUCUGUCAUUCUCAUUGUGUUAUCCUACAUUCUUAGGUUUGUUCGUGUUGGAUCAGUUGUUUUAGCUCUUCAUGAUGCUAGUGAUGUGUUUAUGGAGACAGGGAAAAUGUCCAAAUACAGUGGUGCUGAAACAAUAGCUAGCAUUGCAUUUGUUCUUUUCGUUCUGUGUUUUACCAUACUGCGGAUCAUUUACUACCCGUUCUGGAUUCUUAGGAGUACAAGCUGUGAAGUUGUUAUCGCCUUGAAAAAGGACUUGGUGGAUGGUCCAAUAUAUUAUUAUGUGUUCAACACUCUUCUAUACUUCUUGCUCGUUCUUCAUAUAUAUUGGUGGGUGCUGAUGCUUCGGAUGCUCGUUAAACAAAUCCAAGAAAAAGGAAAAGUUAGUGAAGAUAUCCGGUCUGAUUCAGAAGAUGAAGAUGAACAUAAACAUCAAGAAUGAACAGAAAAACAGGAUUGAAUAUGAUCUCAUUUUGUUCAAAAUGCAUCAUGGGUUGUCUUAAAUGACCAUGGACAUCUCAAAUAUUGUCACACUGUGUGGCGUUGAGAUAAGAAUGUAAAAAUCAUCAUAAGUAAUCAAGUAUAGUAGAAACUAGAAGCUUCUUGUCAAAUUAAUUUUGCUACUAGUUCAAACUGACAAUUAAAGCUUAGAAGGAACUAUAAGAAUGAUGCAGAAAUGCUCCCUGUAGAUCAAAGUUUGACCCCCUCACUCUCAAUAUAAUUAUAUGUAAUUUACUGUGCUAUAGCAUUGCGCUAUAUUGUAGGUACACUGAAAUGUGAGAUGAAUGAUAUAAUUUGUUUUUCCUAUUGGUUAUUGUUGAUAUAAAAUGAGAUGGAAUUUAUUGAUACAGAAUUCUCAUUA
Cajanus cajan (pigeon pea) is the source of this 1500-nucleotide messenger RNA. Its product is annotated as ceramide synthase 1 LOH3. Lineage: Eukaryota; Viridiplantae; Streptophyta; Magnoliopsida; Fabales; Fabaceae. Gene Ontology annotation, biological process: ceramide biosynthetic process. The record is from RefSeq and is a predicted model, not a curated record. Gene Ontology annotation, cellular component: membrane; endoplasmic reticulum. Gene Ontology annotation, molecular function: sphingosine N-acyltransferase activity.